This is a messenger RNA of Zingiber officinale, 1997 nucleotides long. RefSeq names its product myosin-2-like. Bases 178 to 1878 code for a protein of 566 amino acids. The transcript is spliced from 9 exons. The record is from RefSeq and is a predicted model, not a curated record. Gene Ontology annotation, molecular function: protein binding; GTPase activator activity; microfilament motor activity. NCBI's taxonomy places the organism in Eukaryota, Viridiplantae, Streptophyta, Magnoliopsida, Zingiberales, Zingiberaceae. Gene Ontology annotation, biological process: intracellular signal transduction.
CUUCGAGAGCUUUUGUACCUCGGUGCGGUUUCCUUUUUUGCUCUUUCGAACGGUUGCAGUGUUAUAGAAGUGAGCGGAGGAAGGGUGCGUCGGCUGGAUCGCGGAGAGCAAACCCUAGUUUUCUCGCUUUGGGAAUUGAUCGCUUUGGGAAGAGAAAUCACUACUUCAGUCAAAUAAAUGGGCGCUGUGGUCAUUCGGAGUUCGCUGGAGAUGAUGCUGGACGCUAUCAGGCAGAGGGAUGAGCAGCCAAAAGAUCUGCUGCUGCCGGCUUUGCCUCUCCGUCCGAUGUCGAGGGGUCGCUUGCCCACUCCAAGAAGGCUAUGUGUGGCGCAUCUUAAGCUCGGAGGCAGCGAAACUGGAAACUUGCCCAACUUUGUAAAAUUACAAGGCAAGAGAGAUGAACAAAAAUGGAAAGUAGUGCUUAGAACUGAUACUUUUGGUAGUGAGAUGAUAUCAAAUAUGUCUGAGCUGGAGGAAUCACGGUGUGUUGCGUUUCCAGGCCAUGUAAGCUGUGAGGUUGCAGAUACCACUAAAUUGCUGACUGUUCCUUCGCCAACAGCACUUGUGACAGAUAAUACGCUUGAUUACAGUGGAAAAGUUCUACAUGGACAGGAUAAGGUUGCAAGCCUAGAAGAUGCAAGGAAUAUGAAUUUGCAGGCGAUUCUCUGUGUUCAAAAGAACUAUCGUGCUAUCCGUUCUCAGGCUCACUAUCAACAGCUGAAGAAGGGAGCAGCCAUACUACAAUCAUUGGUACGAGGUGAAAGAACAAGGCAGAACUUUGAAGUCAUGAUGAAGAAAUGGAAGGCUGCUGUUAUUAUUCAAAAGCAUGUGAAGCGAUGGCUCACUAGUAAUAUAUAUACUGGCCUGCGGAAGGAUACUAUAACAUUGCAGGCUGUUGUACGAGGUGAAAGAGAAAGACACAAGUUCAGAGUCAUGAUAAAGAGAUGGAGUGCUGCUGUAAUUAUCCAAAAACAUGUUAAGCGGUGGUUCACGAGUAAUGCAUAUAAUGGCCUGCGAAAGGAUAUUGUCACUUUGCAGGCUGUUGUACGAGGUGAAAGAGCAAGGCACAACUUCGAAGUCAUGAUAAAAAGAUGGAGUGCGGCUAUCAUUAUCCAGAAAAAUGUAAAGCAGUGGCUCACUAGUAAUGCAUAUACUGGUCUGCGCAAGGAUAUUAUCAUUUUGCAGGCCGUUAUUCGUGGUUGGUUGGCGAGGAAACAUUUUGCUGUUUUAAAGAAACAGGAUGAGUCAAAGUUUGUUCAUACCCUUUCAGAGAAAAGGGAGGAGUCAAAGGAUACUGAUGGCGAACAUCCAUGGAUUUAUUCUUCCGUUGUGACUGAACUUCAGUGUGAGAUGCGCAAAGCAGCAGCUGCACUCAAAGAAAAAGAAGAGGGGAAUGUUAUGUUUAAGAAACAGCUUAUGGAGUACGAGAAAAUAUUCUCUGAGACGACCGGGCAUAAACAGCUUACUUCAACUCAGACGAAUCUCAUUAUAGCAAGAAAAACCUCUAUUCUCGAGGAAACAUUGCAACAUAAACUAGAUGUGUCAAAAAAGGAUCGCUUCUCUGAAUCUGAAGAUGCUGGUUCUGUUGGAGCUCAAACACCUGGGAAACUGUCUGCCAUACCCCAAAAAGAGAGUGAGAGCAUUCACAAUGCAGGUCUGCAGCACAAGAAGUUCGAUCGAGGAGCGAGAGUUGUCGACCAGGGGUUGCUCGCCGAUAUGGAGUCAUGGAAAGAACAUCAAAAUCCAAAACCCCACUUGAGUUCGUACAAGAAAGAGUUGAAGAUGAAAAUAAGGAAAACUAAGGCUGCACUUUCUAAGCUAAUAAAUCCCGAUAAGAAAGCAUUCAAAAGAUGGUGCUGCAUUGCUAGUCCACCAUGAACUCCUUAACAGAUCAUAUAUAUGAAUGAGAAUAGAGAAGAAUGCUUAUUCUUCUUCUUUAAAGAAUGUAUUUUAGAAACAUGAUGUCUAUUAAUUAUUGUUUGAAAUGGUGUUAUUGU